This is a messenger RNA of Durio zibethinus, 1116 nucleotides long. The record is from RefSeq and is a predicted model, not a curated record. Lineage: Eukaryota; Viridiplantae; Streptophyta; Magnoliopsida; Malvales; Malvaceae.
CUCUCCUUAAGGGAUGAUUGCUUUGCUUUUAGAUAUAAAUUUAAGUUCAACAUAAAAGGAUUAUGCUCAGGAUGCUCAAGAUUGUGGAAAAAUGCUGAUAACAUUGAUGAAUGAGGUGCUUGACCGAGCAAAAAUUGAAGCAGGAAAGUUAGAGCUCGAGUCUGCCCCCUUUGACCUUCGAUCUAUCCUAGAUGAUGUGCUCUCUUUACUUUCUGAAAAAUCUAGAAGUAAAGGUGUUAAGCUGGUAGUCUUUGUUUCUGAUAAAGUUCCUGAAAUAAUUGUGGGAGAUCCAGGGAGAUCCAGACAGAUCAUCACUAAUCUUGUUGGGAACUCUGUUAAAGUAAGAGGGUUGCCCAACCUUCACUCUUUUCGGCACUAAUUUAGAUGGAAUUAGGGGUGUAAUUAAGAGAGUCUCAUUUUGAAACUCUAGCUAAAACACAAGUUCAAAUUUAGUUUAUUAUUAAAUUGUCUUUGGUUUGGGCUGCAUUUUUAGAAAUUCAAACUUUAGUUUUGCAUCUUGAUUACCGUGUUACAGUUUGUAGAUUCAAUUUGUGAUCUCGUUUAUUUAUUGCAAUACUGCUAUGUGGUUUUUAGUUUGGAUCUUUCAUUUGAAUUAGCAUGCUUAUGUUGGUUACCUAUACAUACGAAGCAUUAGUUAUUGAGGUGAACUAUUGAUUAUUUGUGUGAAGUACUGUAUUUCUCAUUACAUAAUUUAUAUUCUGCUUAGUUCGUUGGACAAUUAAUUUUUUUUUCUUAUAUAAUCAAUAUACUUAUGCUCUUAAAUUACUCUCGAGAUGAACCGCGAGCUUAAAAUCUAAUUAUGGUGUAUAUAUGUUAUUAUUUUGUAGAAGAAAAAAAAAACUUGAAUUUGAUUAUCUGAGUAAGAAAAAUCAUACACGUUUUAUUAAAUCAAAUACUAAGAUGUAUUUGUAAUUGAUAAGAAAUAUUAAUAUUAAGUAACAGUAAUAAUAAUCUAAUAGCCCUGAAUUUGUAAAAAAGUUUAAUUUCCUAGAACCAGGGUAUCCUAGUAUCACUCAAGACCACGAGUUAAUUGCAUACAAUAAAUAAGAAUAUAUUCAUAUAUAAUCUAGAUUUAUAUCAAUUUUGAUAUUAAUU